Molecule: messenger RNA, 939 nt
Organism: Ambispora leptoticha
Lineage: Eukaryota; Fungi; Glomeromycota; Glomeromycetes; Archaeosporales; Ambisporaceae
Source: the annotation of a GenBank genome assembly
AUGUCGAAAACCAACGAUAAAAAAUCACUCUCUUUACAUUUCAUUGCUGGCGGUGGUGCCGGUCUCACAGAAGCAUUAUGUUGUCAUCCACUUGACACAAUAAAAGUGAGGAUGCAGUUGAGCAAAAAGUCGCCAAGACCGGGUUUCAUUUCAGUUGCCGUAAACCUCGUAAGGAAGGAAUCCCCGCUAGCUUUGUAUAAAGGUUUAGGUGCAGUGGUUACAGGUAUCGUCCCGAAGAUGGCGAUAAGGUUCUCUAGUUUUGAAUUGUACAAAACCUGGUUAGCAAACAAAGAUACUGGCAAGGUAUCGACGACUGCUACGUUUUUUGCUGGUCUUGGAGCUGGUAUCACGGAAGCAGUAAUGGUAGUGACACCAAUGGACGUGAUAAAAAUCCGGUUACAGGCACAACGUCAUUCCCUAACCGAUCCAUUAGACAUUCCAAAAUAUCGUAAUGCUGCGCACGCCGCAUUCACUAUUGUAAAGGAGGAGGGUGUGCUAGCGUUGUACAAGGGAGUUACAUUGACGGCACUUCGACAGGCUACAAAUCAGGCGGUUAACUUUACCGUGUAUCAGGAGAUGAAAAAACGAAUGAAACAUAUACAAGGAACAAAAGAUGGGCAAGAGUUACCGAGUUAUCAGCAUUUAUUAAUGGGUGGAAUUAGUGGUGCUAUGGGUCCUCUCGCUAACGCCCCAAUCGACACAAUUAAAACUCGUAUUCAACGUUCAAGUAGUCCCGAAAAAGGCUGGUCCAGAUUCAAAUCGGUGACCGUUUCCUUGAUCCAGAAUGAGGGUUACUUCGCAUUGUACAAGGGUCUACUUCCACGUUUAAUGCGCGUCGGUGUAGGACAAGCAGUGACAUUUGCGGCAUAUGAGCGAAUUAAAAUUUACAUGGAGAUUUUGUCACGGCAAGGUUGGUUUGCGGUUGAUGAACGAGCAUGA